Molecule: messenger RNA, 893 nt
Organism: Diospyros lotus (date-plum)
Lineage: Eukaryota; Viridiplantae; Streptophyta; Magnoliopsida; Ericales; Ebenaceae
Product: oleosin G
Exons: 1
Coding region: 108-737 (209 amino acids)
Biological process (GO): lipid storage
Cellular component (GO): monolayer-surrounded lipid storage body; membrane
Source: RefSeq, a predicted model, not a curated record
AAAGCCAAAAUCUGUCCACAAAAGAAAAAGUCAAGUGUCCCCAUGAGCAAAUCUAGGAGAGCAAAACUCCCAAGCCUAGCCCAUCUCCCGCCACGUGUACCCUUUGCAUGUUCCCCGACGAACUGACCCUCCAAACACCUGUCACCAAGGCCGCCCCGCCUGCCCUUUCCCUUUCCAUUCCAUUCCCCCUUCUUCAAUUUCCCCUUCCAUACCAUCCCCCACCCCCUCCCUCCCCUGCUCUCAAAAUGUCUGAUAGGCAAGGCGGCUCCGGCCAAGCCCCGACGAGACCACCCAGACCCGCCGCCCCCACCCACCCAUUCCUGCGCCGCCUCCACGACCAUGCACCCAACUCCACCCAGCUCCUCGGCUUCACCGCCCUGGUGGUUUCCGGGGGGAUCCUCCUCCUCCUCACCGGCCUCACCAUCACCGCCGCCGUUUUGGGCCUCAUCUUCUUCACGCCACUGCUCGUCCUCUCCAGCCCCAUAUGGCUGCCGAUCGGCGCCGUCCUCUUCGUCGCCAUCGCCGGGUUCCUCUCCGUGUGCGGCUUCGCCGUGACGGUCGUCGCCGCUUUGUCGUGGAUGUACAGGUACUUCAGGGGCUUCCACCCGCCCGGCUCCGACCGGGUCGACUACGCCCGGAGCCGGAUCGCCGACACGGCGAGCCACGUCAAGGACUACGCUAGAGAGUACGGAGGGUAUUUGCACAGCAAGGUGAAGGACGCCGCGCCCGGCGCCUGAUGAACCCCAUUCCCUUAGAAGCAAAGGGUGGUUUUCUUUUCUUCUUUUUUUUUUUUGGGAACUCUGUGUCGGUGUACGUUUCUUGUCUGUGCUUCUGGUUUUUGUCUUAUCUGGAAAUCCGUGGUGUUUGGUUAAUUUAAUUAGGUUCCUUGUUAA